Messenger RNA from Knipowitschia caucasica, 432 nucleotides. Lineage: Eukaryota; Metazoa; Chordata; Actinopteri; Gobiiformes; Gobiidae. The record is from the annotation of a GenBank genome assembly.
AUGCUGGAAUUGGGCUCUCAGGCUGUGACUGGGGACCACAAUGCUCUGGGGCUGCCUGGAGCUCCAGCCGGGACUGAGUGCUGGGCAAUGCGUGGCAGCAGCACCCCCAGGCUCCUGCAGCCCCCUGCCCCAGACUGUGAGAGCUGGCAGAAGCAUCGUGCUGGACUGGCCUGUGGUUCCAGCUAUGACACUAUCUACCUCCCACAAAUGCCCCAGGUUGUACCCCCAAGCCGUCUGGGGCUAGCUCUGGAUGUGACCCCCUCUUUUGAUGCGAGGGCUGGGAUGUUGGGAGGAGAUGGAGAUCUGGCUGUUAGCCCCAAUGUGAUGAAGAGACGAAGAGGUGGCCUCAUCGAGCAGCGGGACAUCGUCAGAGCCCACCAGGCUCACAAGAUUCACAGCACACCGCAGGCCCGGCGCAAGGAGUGGGAGUGA